AAGCAUUUCAGGUGUUUUCUUUCGGUUUAUCAUCCGAUAGGUAAGCACAUUUGUUUCUCUUCUAUUCUGUUUCUUGUGGCAAAUGCAGCCGAACUUCUUCACUAAAUACUACGUCAUCAGUGGUGAUACUUCUAGUACUGCAAAGCAUCUCGUUGAUGAGGGCAACAGUAGUGCGGUUAAUGCAACCAGUGAUACUACUGCAGUUGAUGCAGAAGCAACAGCGGCAGUGGUUGAAAAAAUGACUUCCUACUCGCCAUUUCUAACACAAGCGCAGAAAGAUGAAUUGCGGCAAAUUGCUAAUCAAAUUGUAGCGCCUGGUAAAGGUAUUCUUGCUGCAGAUGAAAGCACUGGAAGUAUGGACAAAAAAUUGAAACCAAUUGGACUUGAAAAUGUUGAAGAAAAUCGACGUUUGUAUCGUCAGCUUCUAUUCACGGCUGGUGAUGAAAUGAGUAAAUACAUUUCUGGUGUUAUUAUGUUUCAUGAGACAUUCUACCAGAAGGGAGAUGAUGGCACACCAUUUGUUCAAAUCCUACAAAAGAAAGGUAUUCUCCCAGGCAUCAAAGUUGAUAAAGGUGUUGUUCCAAUGGCAGGUACUGUUGGUGAAGGUACCACACAAGGCUUAGAUGAUUUGAAUAGUCGCUGCGCUCAGUACAAGAAGGAUGGUGCACAGUUUGCUAAGUGGCGCUGCGUUCAUAAAAUUGGUGCAACAACACCUAGUCAUAUGGCUCUGGUUGAAAUUGCUGAAGUAUUGGCCCGCUAUGCUUCAAUUUGCCAGCAGCAUGGUUUGGUACCAAUUGUAGAACCAGAAACUUUGCCCGAUGGUGAGCAUGAUCUUCAUCGAUGCCAAAAAGUCACGGAACUUGUCCUGUCAUAUACGUACAAGGCAUUGAUUGAUCACCAUGUUUACUUGGAGGGGACGUUGCUGAAACCGAAUAUGUGUAUGCCGGGGAUGCAAUUCAAGGGGCAAUGCUCACAUGAAGAUAUUGCACGAGCUACUGUUACUGCUCUUCAGCGUACGGUUCCAGUAGCUGUACCUGGUGUCGUCUUCCUUUCUGGCGGUCAAUCUGAGGAAGAUGCUACGCUUAAUUUGAAUGCGAUCAACCAGUUUCCAGGUAAAAAGCCGUGGGCUUUGACCUUCAGCUAUGGUCGGGCACUGCAAGCAUCAGCUCUGGCAGCUUGGGGUGGUAAGCCGGAGAACAUUCAAGCCGCCAAGGAAGCAUUCUUGAAACGUGCACAAGCAAAUUCGCUUGCACAAUUGGGUAAAUAUACCGGAGGUGCAGGUUCUGGUGCAGCAGCACAAAACCUCUAUGUUGCUAAUCAUGCAUACUAGAUAGUCCACUGUCCACUCUCCUACUGACCAUUUUUUCCUGUAUUAAUUAAAGGAGGGAUGAAAGGGAAAAUAUUUAUUUCGAUCUCUUACAUUGGUAAUUUAUGAAUUCUUGUAGUUUCGGUCGUGCCAUGAUUUAUUACUUGGUAAUUAACUCUUAGUUAAUUUUCAUCGGAGCGUUUUGAGUAGAGGUUGUCAAAGUUAGAUUUUGUGAUAUAUCAUUAAAUCAUCGAUGUGGCGGUACAUUUCUGCUGCUGACAAGUAUUCUGACAAGUAGCAAAAACUAGUAAGUUUAAUAAAUUGCAGUCUCUGUC
This is a messenger RNA of Loa loa (African eye worm), 1641 nucleotides long. RefSeq names its product fructose-bisphosphate aldolase. The coding region runs from base 83 to 1330 and encodes 415 amino acids. Gene Ontology annotation, molecular function: fructose-bisphosphate aldolase activity. The record is from RefSeq and is a predicted model, not a curated record. Gene Ontology annotation, cellular component: cytosol. Gene Ontology annotation, biological process: fructose 1,6-bisphosphate metabolic process; glycolytic process. NCBI's taxonomy places the organism in Eukaryota, Metazoa, Nematoda, Chromadorea, Rhabditida, Onchocercidae. The transcript is spliced from 9 exons.